This is a messenger RNA of Punctularia strigosozonata HHB-11173 SS5, 921 nucleotides long. RefSeq lists its product as uncharacterized. The transcript has 3 exons. Bases 1 to 921 code for a protein of 306 amino acids. NCBI's taxonomy places the organism in Eukaryota, Fungi, Basidiomycota, Agaricomycetes, Corticiales, Punctulariaceae. The record is from RefSeq and is a predicted model, not a curated record.
AUGAGGCGAGUGUGGGAGCCGUGCCCUGACAUCACCCCCCCUUCAAGACCCGGCGCCUCGACGGGUCGGAAUUCCCACCCCAACCGAGCCCGCCCCGUCCCCAUCGAACGCGGAUCGUCCGAGGAGAGGAGCAGCGACGGCAGCGAGGAGGAUCCGAUCGCCGCGCUGGAGGCGGCGCAGGCGACUCUGAAGGCGGCGCAGGCAAAGGCAGACGCGGCGACAGCGAAAGCGGAGGCGAAGGCGGCGGAGGCGAAGGCGAAGGAGGCGGAAGCGAAGGCGGUAGCGGCGGCAAAGGCGAACGGGGUAGCGGGUCGUGGUCGGCAGGAGGCCGCUGCAUCGUCGAAGGGCCGCGGCGGCUCCCGGAACACCUUGGAGGUCGUGGUACCGCCCCUGGAGCGCAAGCGCCAACACGCGGAGUCCCCGACCUCGACGCAGGCGUCGAAGCGCGCGAAGUCCGGGGAGGACCCGCCCGAGGCGUUCCCGACGCCUUGCGUGACCUGCCUGGCGUCCGGGCAGGUCUGCCUGAAGCAGUGCUCGAGGGCCGCAACCGCCUGCGUCGGCUGCGCGACACGCCGGCAGCCAUGCAGUCACACCCGCGGAGGCUCCGCCGCGGACGGCGUCCAGGCGACGCUCGCGGUCGUCGCUGAGGCAAUGGGCGAGUUCGGCGCCGCUAUGCGCGAGGUUCGAGAGCUCGUGCGUGCGGUGCACGCCAGCGGCUCAUUCGGCCUCUCCACGGAGGCUCCGGCAGCGUCGGGAGGUCCGUCGGCCUUCGGUUGGGGCAGUGCGUCGGGCCCGUCGGCCCCGCCGACUACGCCUUCGAUUCAAGAGGGAGGGUCUGGAGCGACCGAGGAGAUGGAGGAGGUCGGGAGAGAGGUGACGAGGAUGGAGGAGGACGAGGGACAUGACGACGAGGUGGUGUAA